Suillus discolor is the source of this 801-nucleotide messenger RNA. RefSeq lists its product as uncharacterized. Lineage: Eukaryota; Fungi; Basidiomycota; Agaricomycetes; Boletales; Suillaceae. Bases 1 to 801 code for a protein of 266 amino acids. The transcript has 7 exons. The record is from RefSeq and is a predicted model, not a curated record.
AUGAUUCUGGGUCAAUUAUCUGCUUCGGUAUUCAUCGACAACCAGCCACUGCCGGAAUAUAAAGAACAUGAGCCCGAGGUGCAGCCUGAGGGAGAGAAUAUAAAGAUGUGUUGGAUUGCCUCAGAAGCGGGCAAGGAAAUCGAAAUCAGAGGGGAGAUUUUAAAGCCACAGCGCUUAGGUAUCUGGUCAUCCGCCUUUGUGGAUGGUCUCAAAUGUCCCCCAUGGGUCUCGCCCCCGCACUGGACAGGUACAGUCGAAUUCGACUGCAUAUCUGAUGGAACAGAUACCGGAAAGUUGGUCUUCAAAGACAUCGACUUCACAGACAGUGACGACGACUCAAUGCUUGACGAUCGUUCCAGCGGCAUUGGUCAAAUUGUGUUGCGCUUGAAGAGAGGGAAGUUCAUCAAGUUGACUGGGUUGGCGAGAUCUAAAGAUGUUGAUGGUCACACUCUUCAUGUGCACGAAGGCAAGGUGCAUGAACGCUCGAAGAAGGGUCGCGAUCAUCGAGUUGGUUUGGGAAGAAGAGUACCGGAUCAAGAAGAACAGACAACAUACGAAACUAUUUGGAACGACGAGCCUGCAACCGUGUUCAUAUUCAACUUUACUUCUUUGGACAACCUGCAAGCAAUGGACAUAGCACCGCGAAUGUCAAAUCUGCCUAUCCCAGUUGAUGGGGAUAGUGCCAAUAUUUCGAUCGACACACGCAUCAAGGAGUUAGAAUUGGAGCUCCACCUCUUACAUGUUAAACAAACGACUGGCUCUACAGACCAAAGGCCCUCACCUGUCAAGUCGGAACAGUAA